AUGAAGAUUAUUUGGGUCUUUCUCGUUGCUCUCGCCCUGUUUUCCCGUCGCGGUGGAUCAAUAGUUUGUUACUACUGCCCGGAUGAAACACUGAGCUCAGAGUGUACAGAGCAGAGGAACUGCUCGAGCAGCAGUAAUGUAUGCAAGACGACCGUACUGAGCCCAGAUGUAGGUUUCCCAUUUCAAGGGAACGAGGUUGUGAUCCGCGGCUGCUCCUCAUCUACGAGCUGUAUUGCCGACGAUCCGGACUCACUUGGAGAUUCCAAAAUUAUAUUCUGCUGCAACACCGACCUCUGUAAUAACCGAGGAAUCAACGCUACAAUUCCCGACGGAGCCGCGCACAUCAGUGUGGCCACAGGAGCGAUCCUAUUGGGGAUUUCAGUACUACUUAUGAUCACAUGGCUAUGA
This is a messenger RNA of Hyla sarda, 408 nucleotides long. Its product is annotated as secreted Ly-6/uPAR-related protein 1-like. The record is from RefSeq and is a predicted model, not a curated record. Bases 1 to 408 code for a protein of 135 amino acids. Lineage: Eukaryota; Metazoa; Chordata; Amphibia; Anura; Hylidae. The transcript is spliced from 3 exons.